Molecule: messenger RNA, 1659 nt
Organism: Rana temporaria (common frog)
Lineage: Eukaryota; Metazoa; Chordata; Amphibia; Anura; Ranidae
Product: flocculation protein FLO11-like
Exons: 6
Coding region: 169-762 (197 amino acids)
Source: RefSeq, a predicted model, not a curated record
UUGGAUGAUGCUGCCUGUAGAAACUGUUUAAAUUCUCCUACUCCUAAGCCCUUACACAGCAAAACAUUGCAUCUGAUUUCGCAGAAUCACUGCUCAAUAGUGCAGGAGAGCUUCUUGCAUUUUGCAGUAUCAUCUGGAUUAGAGAUCAGCCAAGAUAUUGAUUCAAAGAUGAAAACUGCUGUGUUCAUUGUGUGCCUUGUCGGCUUGGCCUACGCAUAUCCCACAUCAUCAGACUCAAACUCUUCUCACAUGGAUUCACCUGAAAGCCACGAUACUUCUUCAUCAGAAGAGUUCACCAUCCCCCCUGCAGUAAAUAUUACACUUGAGCCCUUAACCAAUCAACCAAGAGGUGACAGCCUGCGUCUUAGACGUGCUUUAAGACAGUUUGUAUCUUCAAGUGAAAGUCACAGUAAAUCUAUCUCAAACUCAAUCCCCGACUCCUCCGACUCCUCCUCUUCUGAAGAAUUAAGAACUGUUCCUACCGUCGAUGGGGCAACAGCUGGUCAAGCACUAACAGAAAACCUGCGCCGCAAACGUGCCGCUGGACAGAAACCUCACAGCAGCUCCUCAGAGCAUUCUUCUGAAAGUACAACCACCGAGAGCAUCAGUAGCCACACAUCUGAGAGUUCAGAAGAAGAUAGCCACGAGCACAGCACUAAGCAGAACUUAUUGCAGGGUAUCCUGGAGACAUCCACUGUACCUGACACUUCUGAAGAGAGCUCAGAAGAGAGAACAACAAAUACUCCCAUCUUCCAGCCCUGAACGUGUCAGCAGAUCAUGACAUUUAUUGUUUCUGCCUUCUGUCUUCCUAUUUGCGUGAAUGGUUUAUGUAAUGUAAUUAAUGCAGUUCGCUAUUGAUAACCUCACAUGGAUGCCUGCACAUGUUAAAGUAAAGGCUUGUAGGGUAUCCAACCUUGUUCUAAAUUUAGGAUUUAGGUCCUUCUAUCCUUACAAACCAUUAUAGAUUCCAUGUCUGAUAUAGAUAUAUAUAGAUAGAUAGAUAGAUAUCUAUAUUAGACAUGGACAUGCUAACUCUAGCCUAAUUAUGAGACAAUGUAAAAAUAAAUCUGCAUGAUCUUUUGGUUAGCGCCACCAUCACUUACAGUAGAUGUAAAAUCCCCUAACUCAGUGAUGGCACCCCAGAUGUUUUGGAACUACAUUUCCCAUGAUGCUGAUGCACUCUGCAGUGUAGGUGAGCAUCAUGGGAAAUGAAGUUCCAAAAUAUCUGUAGUGCCAAGGUUCACCAUCACUGCCCUAGCUGAUAUAGAUUCUUCCCGUGAAUUUAAAUAAGUGAUGUAUCGCUUUCCAUAGCCAGUGUAACAAAUCAGUGUGUAUGGGUGGCCUUUAUUACUGUAUUGGCUCAAAACUGAGCUUCCAUGAUAACUUAUGGAUAUGAAUGUUUACUGUAUCUGCUGCUGAUAUAUAAUUGAUACAUCACUAAUAGACUACUUUCAUAACACUAGGGACAUAUAUGCAAUUUCCAGUAUUUUGUGCAAUGCAGAAAUACACCUCUUUCUACUGCAUGCAUUUAUACUUGACUUGUAAUGACUGUAUAGAAAUUAAGUAAGUUUAAGUAUCACAAUCACCUACCUUACUUCCUGUAUAAUCACCUCAAUUCAAUAUCAUUUUUUUUAUCUUAAUAAAGAUCUAUAGACACUA